AGGGCAGAGUUCUGAAUGACGAAACCAAAGCAUAAUCACCCUGUAAAAAACCAGUAGGAAUAAAAACACACAAGGAGUUUUACAAGUAAAGGAUUGUUGUCACUCCAAAAGCAUUCCUGCCUUCUGAGUGGGUGGCGAGACUGUGUAACUAUGAUCGUUAAUACACAAAUAGAUCCUAUCAGUUUCCAAGGAAAUGAGAUAGCUCUUAAGCAAAGGUUGGGAGCAUUUAGAGAACUCUAAAUUACGGAGCCACGAUUUGCAUAUUCCCUUUUACCUCUCAGGUAACUUGGUUCCUUCCCUCCCCACCCCCCAUUCAGUGAUGUGUGUUUAACAAUAUCCCAUUUCGGGUGGGGGAAACAAUUUUACUAGCAAGGGCACUUCCACUGCCCUAUGUUCCUUAGGGGUGCAAAGGGGGGGCAGUUUUGUAACCUAGCAUGUCUUUAAAGUGAAAAAUUCAACAUAUUCUGAGCAUGUCUUCUCCUGUGCAGGGUAAAGUGAUAGUUAAUCUUCAUAAUUAAGACUUGUUCUGUUGUUGAUCUGCAAGAUCUGGGGGGAAGUUCUACCACGGAGAGAUUUCUAAAAUCCAGCCUGCGGCGGGGUUGGGGGUAUUAUGAGGAAUAUUCCCCACACGUUCCUUCACCCCUUUUACAAAAACCGGUAGGAUUUUAUUCUUUUAUUUUUCCUUACACAUAUGUCUUUUUCGGCCGGGGGUGGGGGGAAGAAAAGGGGGUCGGUUGAUCCUUCUCGCCAUCCUGACCCCUUUGCUCCUAGUUCUGAGAUCACACAAACAACAACAAACAACAACAACAAUGCGCACACACACACACACAUACACACACAAAUUGGAUACAUUUUGAAAAAGCUUUUGGUUCCUUAUCCGGGGACUAGGCUGGCUGGUGUGAUUGGACAAGGGAGUCACAUGGUGAAAGUAACUUUACGGGGUCGCCAGCUUGUAGGAGGGCUUUAUGGAGCAGAAAAACGACAAAGCGAGAAAAAUUAUUUUCCACUCCAGAAAUUAAUGAUCAUGAGCUCCUAUUUGAUGGACUCUAACUACAUCGAUCCGAAAUUUCCUCCAUGCGAGGAAUAUUCGCAAAAUAAUUACAUCCCAGACCACAGUCCGGAAUAUUACAGCCGGACAAGGGAGUCCAGCUUUCAGCAUCAUCACCAAGAAUUGUACCCACCACCAAGACCAAACUACCCAGAGCGCCAAUACAGCUGUGCCAAUAUUCAAGCUCCCGGCAACCCAGCCGCGCACCAAAGGGGACAUGGGCAAACUCAAGGAGGCCACCACCUCUCAGAGAAACCGCAGCAGCUCUGUGAGCAGACUGCUCUUUCCAGUUCCUCCACCUCUCCUUCCCCAGCCCCUCCAGCCUGCAACCAGCCAAACCCUGAGCAUCUUAACAGCACAGCUUCUAAGCAACCUAUAGUCUAUCCAUGGAUGAAAAAAAUCCACGUCAGUACUGUGAAUCCCAAUUACAAUGGAGGCGAGCCCAAACGAUCCAGGACUGCGUAUACAAGACAGCAGGUCUUGGAGUUGGAAAAGGAGUUUCACUAUAACAGGUACCUGACAAGGCGAAGGCGCAUCGAAAUAGCCCACUCCUUGUGUCUCUCGGAAAGGCAGAUCAAAAUCUGGUUUCAGAACAGGCGGAUGAAAUGGAAAAAAGACCACAGGCUGCCCAAUACCAAAGUCAGAUCCUCGACUCCAUCUAAUUCAUCGGCGGGCACCAUUGCUGCUGGUAACGCUGCCCCCAGCGAGGAACUAUCACCGGGUACAUCUCAGGAUCAGCGAGCAGAGGAUAUCACAAGGUUAUAAACAAUAUCAAACACACACACACAAAAUUGACUCUGAUUAUUUAUAGAAUCUAAUAUAUAUAUAUAUUUUGGUUCUUUUCUUGUAGUUUUCCUGUGCGUAUAAAAAACAAUGAGGUCUUCUGUAAGACCAUAGGCUUUAGAUGCAUGUAACAUAGCAUGAAGCCAGGUGACCGAGUACCUGCAGGUUUUUUUACGCCAUUUCAGGGUUUUAUUUAUUUUUAAGGGGUAAGGAAGGGGGGGAGGGAGAGGUCAAUGUUCUGUUAGAUGAAUUUAAUGAACAAAUAAGAAUAAUCAAAAAGAAAGAGAAUGUAGGUAUUUUGCCCUCUGCAUUACAAAUGCACAAUGAUCUACCGAGAAUAAAAUGGAGCAUUGAAAUUCUUUUGUAUAAAUGUGAAAAAAGCUAAAAAAAAAAAAUCACGAUUCAAAAGAAAAAAAAUCACACAAACCAGAUUGAGCCAGUAAUUGGUUUAAAUUUUGAGAAGCGGGAAAAAAAGAAAAGGGAAGGAUAGUGACAUAUUAAAAAAAAAGAGCAAGGUUUAAACAAAGUCAGUAGCUAGUUUUUUUGUCGUGGUUAUUUGUGUUUUUGGACUGAUUUUACAUGAUCAUUGUAAACUUGCAAUAAAGAGUUUUAGUGUGUAUGUGAAAGUCCCAGUGUUCAAUAAACCAGUGAGUGUGAAUUAGUUUUA
Messenger RNA from Mauremys mutica (yellowpond turtle), 2498 nucleotides. RefSeq names its product homeobox C4 (gene HOXC4). Gene Ontology annotation, cellular component: nucleus. The transcript has 2 exons. Gene Ontology annotation, biological process: anterior/posterior pattern specification; embryonic skeletal system morphogenesis; regulation of transcription by RNA polymerase II. Lineage: Eukaryota; Metazoa; Chordata; Testudines; Geoemydidae. Bases 692 to 1813 code for a protein of 373 amino acids. The record is from RefSeq and is a predicted model, not a curated record. Gene Ontology annotation, molecular function: RNA polymerase II cis-regulatory region sequence-specific DNA binding; DNA-binding transcription factor activity, RNA polymerase II-specific.